AACGUUGUGCUACGAGCGGAAGCGGAAGGCAAAAAAAACAACAACUGACACUCAAAGCAGAGUGAAGUGAAGCAAGAGGAGGGAAAAGGCAGCAAAGAAAACAGUGAAAAUUAAAAAAUGUUAGCAUACUUAUACGAGUUUUGACUGCUCGAAACGUUAGUUAAUCAAUUGCAAGGCGAAUAACAAUCAAAUCAAUGCACAAAAUCUAACAAUCUAACCGAAAUGUGACCCAAUUCCGAACGUGAUUCAAAAGUAUUUGACAAGCAAAUAAAAAUCAGACAUAAAUGCAUUUGCAAUCAUGCGAAUAUUUUGCGACAUGCAAUAACAAUAAAGUUGUACAAUUUUCCUGACUGUUGUGCGUUGUACGCGAAUUGCUCAGCUUGUGCAUUUUUAGUCGCAUUUAAGUGCAUACUACAACAAUUACAGUGGAACAUAAAUAUGUAAGAUUUGUGUGUGCGAGUGUGUGCGUGCAAUACUUCAGCCCCCAAAAGUUUCCCUUGGCUGGCUGACGGGCUGCUCUUUUAACCAGCACAGCUGAUUGUCAACGGCGCUCCAAGCGAGAGCAGCGCAGCUUUCACCAAACAUGUUGGCUUGUUUGGUUUGAGCCACAGAGAGCGAGCACCACCACCAGCAGCACCACCACCCACAAAAGGGAGCCACUGGGUUCUGCCUGCUGGCUAACGUAACGAGUUUCGAGACACGCACACGCCACACGACAAAGUACACGUAAUAUAGCCAUAAUCAAAGGUAGCCGUAGCCAUCGCCGUAGCCGUAGCCGUAGCCCAGGUCAACAGCUCGGAGUGGCACGCACACACAAAUGUUGUGUGCGUGUGUGUCUGUGCAAAUCUUGGGUAAACAAAAAAUAUGAAGCUCUCGGACACAAUGGCGACACCGAUUGAGGAAAAACUCGAUCAAAAUUUGAAGGUGCGCUCGGGCAUGGUUCAUGUCAGCGAUGGCAAAAGUAGACCAGAACCUCUCAGACUAAGUCUAACAAUGGAAUUGUUGACCUUGCAAAAGUUGGAAAUUGUUACGCCAACAAGCUCACAGCACAAUGGACCCCCAAUGGAAUCCAAGGAGCGUAUGGUGCAAAUAACGAGGCAGAAACAGGGCGGCCUAGGACUGAGCAUAAAGGGUGGCGCCGAACAUAAAUUGCCCAUAUUAAUAUCGCGCAUCUACAAGGAUCAGGCGGCCGACAUAACCGGCCAACUGUUUGUCGGCGAUGCCAUUAUAAAGGUGAAUGGCGAAUAUAUAACUGCAUGCCCGCACGAUGAUGCGGUCAACAUACUGCGCAAUGCCGGCGACAUUGUGGUCCUCACAGUGAAGCACUAUCGCGCCGCCACACCGUUCCUGCAGAAGCAAUUAACAAAAGAUACACCCGAUUCCGACAACGAUGUCACAUGCGCCGAGCUAAAAGCAGACGAAGGCUACAAGUCCUCCGUGAACAGCGGCACCAUAAGCCGCAGCUGCAGCCGACCCAUGUCAAUUUGCUCCGAGCCCGAGAAGCGCUGGACCGACGUGGUGGCAGUACCGCUAAUGAUGGCCUAUGUGACGCGUUACAUCUACGGCACGGACAAGCUGCGUCCCAAUGCCUUCGAGGUGCGUGGCCUGAACGGCGUCACCACCGGGGUCAUACACUGUGAUGAGCUGGCGAUACUGAGUCAGUGGCUAAAGCUGAUAACCGACAACGUGGUGGGUCUAACCCAUCUGCAGAUGAAACUCUAUAAUCGAAAUUUUGCCGUUGGCGAGCGAAUCGAGUACAUGGGCUGGGUGAACGAGGGUGUUAUCAAUAACAACAUAUCGUGGCAAAGCUAUAAGCCCAGAUUUCUAGUGCUCAAAGGAACAGAAGUGAUGCUAUUCGAAACGCCUCCGCUGAAUGUGGCAGGCAUAAGCAAGGCUCUGGUGGUCUAUAAGGUUUACCAGACCAUGUUUCGCAUUGUUAAGGAAUCCGAGACCGUGGACAGUCGACAGCAUUGUUUCCUGCUGCAAAGUUCUGGACACGAGCCACGCUAUCUGAGCGUGGAGACCCGUCAGGAGCUGCUGCGCAUUGAGAACAGUUGGAACGCGGCCAUAGUGACCAGUGUUAUAAAAUUGGGGCGCAAGACCUUUGCCGUUUCACAUCACGGCAAAAGUGGCGGACUGACACUUGACUGGCAGGCGGGUUUCUCACUGACAGAGGGCGCCGAUUCCACCAUGGUCUGGCAGUAUAAAUUCUCACAGUUGCGCGGCUCCAGCGACGAUGGCAAAUCAAAGUUGAAGCUACAUUUUCAGGACAACGAGACGCGGGCCAUCGAAACAAAGGAAUUAGAGUGCCAGGUACUGCAAAGCUUGCUAUUUUGCAUGCAUGCGUUCCUCACCGCCAAGGUUGCUUCCGUGGAUCCGGCUUUCUUGAGUUCCAUACAGCAGACCUAAGCUUGGCUAGAUUGAUAUUGAUUGAUAUAUGCAGAAUCAAAACAUUUAUAAGCUAAGCAACUACAAGUUGUAUUUCAAAAAUACACAUCAAUUAUAUAAGUAUAUAAGCUAUUUAUCGUAAACAGGCUAUAAUUAUGCAGUGUGUAAGUAAACAAAUGUUUUGUAUGUAUUAUUGAAUUAGUUAAAAUUGACUAGCCUAAAUAUUGUUAGAUUUGAUAUACCGAAUAUACUUAUUAAUGUAAACAUUUGCAUACAUACACACACACACACACAUACAUGCAUAUAAAUCAUAACAAUUAUAAAACAAAUUAUAGAAUGAUAAAAUUAAUGUGAAAUCUCUUGGUGCAACACAUGUAAACUUAAGCGUGCUCUAGGCUUCUUUCCUAUAAUCAGUUAAAGUUGUCGAUAUAUACUGAACAAUUAUAAAUUACACUUAGAUACGUGUUUGAUUUAUCUAUCUUAGGCUUUAUGCAAUUAUUUUGUCAACUACAACAUUAUAAAUGAAUGAAAACGAUGUGCAUUAUAGUGAAAAUAUAAUUUUCAAUUUUAAUGAAAAUGCUAAUGUUACAACUAGUUAUUUAUUCAAUAAAUGUUGCGCUUCUUAUAUAUUAAAUCAUUAAUCUAUUAUUUUAUAAGCAUGCAUCUCAUUUGGGCGCAUAAACAAAAGUUCAAAUUUGAUUUUAAUCUAGACGCAUAAUUUUUAAAUAUGCAUACACUCACACACGCACUCACACACAGCCACCGAAAUUCGCAUUCGUAUUCAUACUAGAUUUUAAAUCAAGCCUCAAUUUAAGUAAUCCCAUUGUAAAUAUAUACUAAGUAUAUAUACACACAUAUACAUAUAGAUAUAUGCGAGUAAUUAUGGCUCAUAAACAUGUCGUGCGUCAAUUCAAAUGUGUCUUUCAAUUGAGCGAAUACACAUCCAUAACAUAAAGUAAACAAAACAAUGCAACAAACAUACAACUAGAGAAGGAUAACAAUAUUUGUUGCUCAUACUCAUUAAGCAUUUCCAGUGGAACAAAUGGUUGAUUUAUUGUACACAAAUCAGUUUUACUCAAACUAAGACAGUCGAAACAGCUUAAUAAUAUUAAAUAUAUGCUCAUAUAUAUAUAUAUAUAUAUAUGUAUUCGUAUUCGUGUGUGUGCUUGGAUUCCAAGUAAUCACAUGCCAGAAACUGUAAACGCAACUCAUCAACGCAAUCAUAUCAAUAAUAUCAAUUAUCAAUUAUCAAGCCCACGUACUCACUUGUAGAUGUGCACACAUAGAUACAGGUGCACACAAGACAAAGCUAAAUGUGACAGGAUAUUGCAAGUUUCCACGGAAACAACUCCAUAUAUAUACACUGAACCAUAAUUCAUCAGAAUACUUCGGCUUGCUGAAGAUCAUAUACCAGUGCAUCCUAUAUGUGUCCUUUGAGUCAUAGGCCGUGCAGGCGUAUGUCUUGCCCUGCAGCAUAUAUACCCUGUAUUUAUAGAUUAUAAAGGACUUAAUAUUGUGUUCCGUUCCGGCUCCGAGAAACUCGUAUUUUUACGGCUCAGGAAAUGAAUCAAAUAUAAAUAAAACCCUUGGGUAUUUCAUAGUCGAGCACUAGCUUACUUUUUUGUUAAUUAUGAUUCGUCCUUUGCUGUUUUACCAUUUGGCUUGAAGUUAUUAAAAAUGCGUCCGUUUAUUAGUUACACUUCCAUACUUGUGCAAUGGUAUUUUAGGCAAUAGUUGCAAACAUAUAUAUUCAUACAUUAUACACACAUUCAGCUAGGCAAAAAUACAAAAAAAAAAGAAGCUAUUUACGUAGACUGCAAAUAUACAAAUACAAAAACCAGCGAAAGGUCCUUGCAGAAGAAAAUUAAUGAAAAGGGCCACCACAUAGCAAAAUUUGUAUAAGCGCCAACUGAAUGAUCGAAUAUUAGAGACAGACUUCAUACAUAUUUACAAAAUAAUUGAAGUAAUUAAACUACUGUAUACCAAGUUACAAAACAAUAUAUAUUAUAUAUAUAUACAUAUGUAAAAGUACUAACUAAUAACAAACUGAGCACGUUCAGGCAUUUUUCGGGUAUUUAACAAUUCAUUUAAUUCGCAGUUUCGAUGCCUGACCCAAGGCUUAGAGGCUGAACAAGCUUCUGCAAUGUUUCUUCGUUCAGAACUCCAACCAAUUUCCCCCCUUUAAGGCACCUAAACAGACCAAAAUACGUAAAAUGCACCACAAAUAAUCAAUAUAAUAAAAAGCACAAAUGAAAUAAUUGUCCUGUCGCAAACUAUUUUUUAACAGCAUACGUAAACAAGCAAGAAAAUAGUUCACUUCGGAUUGCCGAAGAUUAAAUACCCUUGUUGAAGGCAGAUAUUUGAAUGCAAUGCAUUUUCUUCGUCUUUGAAUAUUCCUGGUAACUAUUGACUAUAGUAAUCCGUUCAGAUAUGCACAAACUGCAGAAACUGUCUGAAGGACUUGACUACGUCGACUCAGAUCGACAUAUUUCUAUAUUUAUUGAUUUGCUACAAAUAUGUCAUUCUCUGCAAGGGUAUUAAAGCAACCGCAACAAAUACCAAAAAAUAAUCUGUGCAUACCAAAUAAGGCGCUAGCAUCCCGACAUACGUAUCACACAUAAAAGUAUUGCUGGAAACGGCUAAAUGCAUAUUUUAUUGAGCUAAAACCUUUAUAUGGAAUAUCUAUGUACGAUUGCUUAGCCGUGCAGACACAUAUAUUGUUAUUUUUAAAUACUUAUAUAUAUAUAUAACGCACACAAAACCAGACAAAAGAACGCUGCUUACAAAUUCAGAUACAUUUACAUUCAUCCACAUACGUUCAGCUUUAAAUGUAAACAUUUAACUUUCAUCUAUAAAUUUCAGUUAAAUAAAAGUCAUAUGCCACCCAUUAACCAUUUACUUUAUGAUAGUGCGUAUGAUUGAUUUGCAAUUUUUAUAUUCCAAAUAUAUGAACUUAACAAAUGUACUCGUUUAAAUGAGAG
Messenger RNA from Drosophila novamexicana, 5369 nucleotides. RefSeq names its product gamma-1-syntrophin (gene Syn2). Gene Ontology annotation, cellular component: dystrophin-associated glycoprotein complex; intracellular anatomical structure. Bases 865 to 2409 code for a protein of 514 amino acids. The record is from RefSeq and is a predicted model, not a curated record. Lineage: Eukaryota; Metazoa; Arthropoda; Insecta; Diptera; Drosophilidae. Gene Ontology annotation, molecular function: structural molecule activity; protein binding. The transcript has 10 exons.